CUUAUUGAUUAUCAGCCUGGAUCAAUUUUCUUUCUAAAAAAUGGCGAUGGUUCCUGGGCAGCUGAUAUGGGAGAUUGCAGGAAGACCAAUUCGUUUCUGGUAAAGUAGUUCGGGAAUGGAACCAUGAGUGUGCAAUUCAGCAAGGAGCCUAACAAUCUUCAUAACUUGAACUCUGCGCCUGCGUCUUAUUGAAAUCUUUGACAUCAAGCGGCUCCAAAUGCGGUAUGCCACUUCAUUGAUUGGGAGCUUCUACGCUAGCUACUUUUGUGGCCGUGUAUGCUUUUUUCGGGCCAACAUAUCCUGGAGUUUAUGACAAAGACCGGGGCAUGUACACUCUAUUUUACCCAGGAUUAUCCUUUGCAUUUCCAAUUCCCUCACAGUAUGCACAGUGCUGUCAUGACCGGGAAGCUGAGCUCCCGCUGGAAUUUCCGGAUGGAACAACUCCGGUUACUUGUCGUGUCUCAAUUUAUGAUUCGUCCACAGACCGUAAGGUUGGUGUAGGAUCUUCAAUGAUGAAGGCAUGCGUUCCUCCAUUAGCAGCUGGCAGUCUUUACAUGGAAGAAGUUGUGGUGAAGCUUUAAAAACAGUGGAGAAAUGUAUCCAAAUUGGGUGUCGAAGAAGGAUGGAGAGCAUUAGAAAUUCGAUGGAACGAGGGAAGGGAGUAAAUGGGUGUUGUCCAUCGAUGCAUAGAUCUUUGAGGUUGCACCGGAUUUUCAUCUGGUCAAGAUGAAGAAGGCGAACAUAGAUACAUUGGAGUAUCAUAAGGGAGUGAAGGAGGAGAUAAGGUCGUCGUUGAAGGAUAUUAUUUGGACAUGGCAAGGGGAGGAGCCGCCGCCUACACCACCACAACAACACGAAAAAAUAGAGUUUCAUACAUCUCAGAUUUCAGAGUUAUUACCGUAGAAGCUUUAGGUUUAUGAUUGUGAUUUAGAUAUUUAUGUAUCGUAUUUUUCCUUAGGCAAGAAUUUAUUCCCUUUGAUUUUU
Salvia miltiorrhiza (redroot sage) is the source of this 984-nucleotide messenger RNA. RefSeq names its product PHAF1 protein At3g51130-like. NCBI's taxonomy places the organism in Eukaryota, Viridiplantae, Streptophyta, Magnoliopsida, Lamiales, Lamiaceae. The record is from RefSeq and is a predicted model, not a curated record. The transcript has 6 exons. The coding region runs from base 327 to 581 and encodes 84 amino acids.